Messenger RNA from Pochonia chlamydosporia 170, 1824 nucleotides. Its product is annotated as amino acid transporter. Gene Ontology annotation, cellular component: membrane. The record is from RefSeq and is a predicted model, not a curated record. The coding region runs from base 1 to 1824 and encodes 607 amino acids. The transcript has 2 exons. Gene Ontology annotation, biological process: amino acid transmembrane transport. NCBI's taxonomy places the organism in Eukaryota, Fungi, Ascomycota, Sordariomycetes, Hypocreales, Clavicipitaceae. Gene Ontology annotation, molecular function: L-amino acid transmembrane transporter activity.
AUGGCCCCUUAUGCGGUGCAAUCGCAGUCGCGAGACUCCCUAGAGCUUGCGUCACUGGCGAGUUCGAGCAUGAUAGACGGCGGUGCUGCAUCGGAAGUCUCUUCCAGACAAAGUAUAUCGUCAUCGCGGAGGUUGUCACUAGUAGAAGAGGAAGACCCCUUAGACGCCGACAACCCGGCCGGAAGGUUAGGACGAUCGUAUUCGGUAUCAUCGACAUUCGAUUUCGCCGCGAACCUGUUCCCUUUAAGCUCAACUACAGGAGCAGGCGGAUAUGCGCCCAUCGGUGCGCCGACUUCUGGCACACGGUCGGGUGGUGCUCUCGGCGGUGGAUCAUUGGAAAAGCACAAGACGUUGACAUACCUGAACGGACUGUCGCUUAUCAUUGGCCUGAUUAUUGGAUCCGGAAUAUUCUCAUCACCGAGUCAAAUCAGCUCCAAAGUUGGCUCACCGGGAGCAGCGAUUGUGGUAUGGGUUGUUGCUGGAAUUCUCGCCUGGACGGGCGCCGCGUCGUAUGCGGAACUGGGAGGCGCAAUACCAUUAAAUGGCGGCGCGCAAGUGUAUCUUGCCAAGACCUUUGGUGAGCUGGCUGGAUUCUUGUUUACGUGGACGGCUGUUUUGGUGUUGAAGCCCGGAAGUGCUGCUAUCAUUGCUAUCAUCAUGGGAGAGUAUUUUGUUCGAGCCAUCAUUGGCGCCGAGGCAGAGCAUGUUAAUCCAUGGGUGAACAAGUCUGUGGCGUUGCUGGGGAUAUUUACGGUUACAUUUUUCAACUGCAUUUCUACACGGAUGGGCACGCGUAUCAACGACGUGCUCAUGUUUUUGAAGUUUGUGGCAUUGCUAUUUGUUACUGUUGUGGGCAUAGUGGUAGCUGUGACGGGAUAUACCUUCAAGGGCGAGAAGGACGCUGCUUGGAAACCACAUGAUUGGUUCAACGACACCUCUUUGGACUUGUCAGACUGGGCUGUUGCGCUAUACGGCGGCUUGUGGGCGUACGACGGCUGGGAUAAUACAAACUACGUUGUUGGCGAGUUUCGAAAUCCUAGCAGAGAUCUUCCAAGGGUCAUUCACUCGGCCAUGCCCCUCGUCAUUGUGAGCUAUGUGCUCGCCAAUAUCGCAUACUUUCUCGUUCUACCCGUUGAGCAAGUCAAUAGCUCGAAUACCGUGGCCGUCAUGUUUGGCUCCAAAGUGUUUGGCUCCGUUGGCGCUAUUGUGAUUGCGUUAAUGGUUAGCGCGAGCUGUCUCGGCGCUCUCAACUCUUCAACCUUUACCGCAGGUCGCCUGGUUUACGUUGCUGGCAAGGAGGGCUAUAUCCCAGGAGUUUUUGGGAAAAUCGGUGUUCACAAUCAGGAUCCCAGCCUCACCACGCAACGCACUCGGAACUGGCUCUCCAAAAGGAUCCACGCCUUCUUUGGAGACGAAGAAAUGGGCCUGUUCUUUACCCCCAUCUACGCCUUAAUUCUAAACGCCGUCAUCACAUGCGGAUACUGCAUCGUCGGCGAAUUCCCCACGCUUGUCACGUUUUACGGCGUCGCUGGAUACACAUUCUAUUUUUGCACUGUCCUCGGCCUAAUCAUCCUCCGCGUCAAAGAACCACAGCUCGAGCGGCCGUACAAGACGUGGAUUACAACCCCCAUAAUAUUCUGCUGUGUCAGUCUCUUCCUCCUGAGCAGGGCGGUCUUUGCACGCCCGAUUCAAACCAUCGCCGUAGUAGGCUUCGUCAUAGCAGGCAUCCCCGUAUACUUUUGGCGUAUCCGCGGUAGAGAUAAGCCGAGGAAAGCAGGUGGCGACGAAGGGCAUAGACCGUGGUGGCGUUUCUGGAAACAUUGA